This is a messenger RNA of Arctia plantaginis, 201 nucleotides long. The record is from the annotation of a GenBank genome assembly. NCBI's taxonomy places the organism in Eukaryota, Metazoa, Arthropoda, Insecta, Lepidoptera, Erebidae.
AUGAGUGCUUGUUAUUUAGAAUUAGACUGGAAACCUACUGGUUCUCCCACACCUUAACAUCAUUUACUGCGCAGUGUAUCAGAUUUUAACCAACGAGUCGUUGAACAGCUGAACGAGGCCAUAAAGAGUUCGCUACGAGAUGGGGGCGAGGUCCCGGGAGUUGGUACUGCUCCUGGCAGUGUGCGCAUUGGCACUCAGUGA